AUGUCCCGAAGACUUGAAGAGGCGACAGAGGAUGUGCUCUUCUCUGGCGGUCGCGCGGGACGUCGUGCUGUUGAAGAUGCUGGCUUCUCGGAAGAGCUGAAGGAGCGCUUGUUGGCCAAGGUGCAAGACGCCCAGUUUCGCUCUGCAUACAGCUCCGCAUUUGCUCAAGCCGGAAUGCCCACGGCAGCCGGCGAAGGUACACGCUUGACUGCCUCGAGCCAAGCAUGGACUGGUGAGGAAUCCACCGAAGACGCCGUCUUGCGAAUGCUCAACGACGCCCGAAAACCACUCCCCCCCGGACUACGAGGUCGACCGAAGAUGCCAGAUCUCAAACCAAUUGAUGUGCGCAUAAAAGGCGAGAGCAAUGUGAGCGCUGGAGUACGCGCGGCGAGUGCGCGUGAGAAAGCGGCGGCAUACACCGGGCUGGGGCUGAAGGAGCUUGACAAGAACCUCAGUGACAAGGAGAAAGAAUCCAUGAGGCAAGAGUUCCGAGACAGGUUCAAACCCGCGGCAAGAGCCAUGCCGAAUACCCUCACAGGCCUUGCCUCGCUCGCUAACGAGAGAAUCGAGGACGCUAUUGCCAGGGGCCAGUUCAAGAACAUUCCCAGAGGAAAGGGAAUUGAAAGAGACACCCGCUCAGACAAUGCUUUUAUUGACACGACCGAGUACAUCAUGAACAAAAUCAUCAAACGUCAAGAUAUUGUCCCGCCAUGGAUAGAGAAGCAGCAAGAGCUGAUCAAAGCCGCACACGUCUUCAGAUCUCGCCUACGCAAUGACUGGAAGCGUCAUGCUGCACGGAUGAUCGCAAGCAAAGGCGGCUCUUUGGAACACCAGAUGAACGAGGCUCGGAGAUUUGCCAGAGCGGAGGAACUCGCCAAUCCCAAGAGGCGCAAUGUCGAGCAGAUCUCUGUGCCGACCAACUCAACCGAGGACCCUGUCAUGGUCAAGAUUCGACAGCAGGUCAUCGCGGAAGCCAACGCUGAGCUCGCAAUGGACUCGCUGCCUGAUGCCACUGCGUCCCUGCCGCCGCCUUUUAGAGACCCAGAUUGGGUGAAGACGGAAAAAGCGUACAUGGAACUGUCUGUGAACAACCUGAACACCCUGACACGGUCGUACAAUCUGAUGGCCCCCGAGCUCGCCAAGAAGGCCUACUUCUCCCUGGAGAGGGAGUUGAACACAUGCUAUGCUGAUGUAGCACCGCAGCUCGCGGAUAUCAUUAAGGAACGAGCUGUUCGGGCCAAACCCGGUGUAGAGACCAUUGGUCAUCGACCUGGCGGCAUACUGGACCGUUUCGGACGGGAAGGCAAUAGAGCCACGAUAUACGAGUCAAAGGCACCGCAUUAUGGAUUGAGAGAGAUGUGGCGGGAUCUGUUCAAACGUCACCCGAACAGUUGA
Pseudomassariella vexata is the source of this 1395-nucleotide messenger RNA. RefSeq lists its product as uncharacterized. Lineage: Eukaryota; Fungi; Ascomycota; Sordariomycetes; Amphisphaeriales; Pseudomassariaceae. The coding region runs from base 1 to 1395 and encodes 464 amino acids. The record is from RefSeq and is a predicted model, not a curated record. The transcript is spliced from 2 exons.